Messenger RNA from Ilex paraguariensis (yerba mate), 1356 nucleotides. NCBI's taxonomy places the organism in Eukaryota, Viridiplantae, Streptophyta, Magnoliopsida, Aquifoliales, Aquifoliaceae. The record is from the annotation of a GenBank genome assembly.
AUGGUGCUAACAAAAUUCCAUCUCUUCCUUGAAAGUACAAUACGACAACAGUUGACAAAUACAGAAGACAUACGUCGGAUACGAAAGAAAGCUCCUUGCACUCGCCUUGAAAUUUCAAUGAUUCAGAAACAAUUUUUGGAAGAUGAAAUGUUUAGUAAAUCCAUACUGACUGGUGAGUAUGGUGUGUCGAUGGAAUUUGCUUCUCUACACAGUCAAGCACAUGAUCUUAGUGAAACGAGGGUCUCUCAAAAUGAUGUAAAUACUGCUUCUUUUGAAGCUCCAUCAGACCUGAAGCUGAUUUCUCAAAAUGAUGAAAAUGGUACAAACUUGGAGGCACCAAAUGCCCAUGAUGAAAGUGAAAUGGAUGGCAGCAUGGAAUCUUUGCCAGUCAGAGGUAAUGGUGAAGCACGACCUCUUGGUACCACCUUGCGGACUGAGAACCAGCAGUGGGAGGACCAUGUGGUAAGCUCGGAGCCUUAUCAUACUCAAAUGCAGAUGAAGCCUACUGAUGCAGAGAAGCCCAGAAGUUCACAAGAAGAGCUUUUGGGAGAGGCAGAGAUAGAAAUUGAUGGAAGAAGCAUUUCAGUUGCUGAUGCAGUAAAUCCUGUUGUUGCUUUCGGAGUUGAGUCAUCAUGCCCUAUUGAUCUGGUUUCUGGCGACAUUUGUAAUAGCUCAGCUGACCUGCUCCCGUUAGCUUCCAUGGACAAAACCGGUGAGGCAGAUGCUUCUGCACAGAUUGAUGAAUUAAGUGUGUCAACUGAUCAGAAGUUGGAUAUGCUGGAUAAUAGCAAUUGGGAAGGAGUUGAUGGGAGUGAAGCUGCAGAUAGAAAGGAGGAUGAUAUUGCUGGAGCUGAAAUUAGAACUCAAGUGGGUGCUUCAGUAGAAGUUGGAAUGGACAUUCAGAAUGACUGUUCUGUAUGUAUGGACGGUGCAGAUCCUUUGACUACCUUUUCAGUGGAGAUUGCUUCCAUUGCCCAUGUUGUACCUGUCUACCAAGCCAUGGAAGAAAUCAGACGAGAGGAGCAAGUAGCAAUAAAUGAGAAUAAAAUUUUAGAUGCUGAAGUGGACUAUAAUGCCAAGAACUCGGCCUCUAAUGGCUUCUAUGGUGAAGAACUGACAAUGGAUUCUUCGUAUGUAGCAAAAGUCAAUGUGGAUGUGAGAAGCGUUUCUUUAGAUGGUGGAGGAAAUUCAGGCCGGCAGGAUUCUUAUCCACUGAGCAUCAUGGAUAUGAAAACUUAUGUACCUGACCUGGAUCAUUGUGAUGUAAGUUGUUUUCUUGUUUUUUGCACUGUGUAUUUAUCCUUGCCAGAUUUUCUUGACAAAACAACCAAAUGCUACAUUUUCUUGGAUGCUUAA